UAUUGCCCCCCCUCCGAAGCGAAGCGCGCAGGAGAAAAGCUCGUCGCGGACCUUCUGGCACGAGACAAUAAUAAGAAAAGAGAUAAGACGAACACGGACGCGCAGAAUAAGGAUGGUGCGCAGCGAAAGGGCGCAGAGGGACGCGCUGGCCGGGUGCGGGGGCUCUGAGGACCCGCAGCGCUUCGCAGGGAUGCCCGGGUGUCCUUUCAAUGACGUCUUCAGCGCCGUGGAGCCCGGCGUGGAACCCGCCGUUGACCGGCUCGGCACCUUCCUGCGGAACGUGCAGGUCCUGCUCGAGGCCGCGGACUUCAUAGAGAACAGCGAUAGGAGGGACGGCAAGUGUGAGCACGGCUACGCGUCCUCGUUCCCCUCCGUGCAGAGCGCGAGCCUCCUGAGACACCCGCGUAAACUGCGCAGUAAGAGGCACAGUGGCGGGGGCAGCACACACAGCAGGUCCACACACAAUGAGCUAGAGAAGAACAGACGAGCUCACCUGCGACUGUGUCUGGAGCGACUGAAGACACUUAUACCACUGGGACCAGACUGCAACCGGCACACGACCCUGGGACUACUGAACAAAGCCAAAGCACACAUUAAGAAACUUGAAGAGAUGGAGCGGAAGAGCCGACACCAGCUGGAGCACCUAGAGCGGGAACAGAGGCACCUGCAGAGGCAGCUGGACCUGCUGCAGGGCGACACAGAGAGGACGCGCAUCAACAGCGUGGGCUCGGCCCUGUGCUCCGACCGCUCCGACUCGGACCAAGAGGAGAUCGAGGUGGACGUGGAAAGCACCGAAUUCUCCAACGGAGAGAUGGACAGUGCGAGCACAGCCAGCACGAGCGACCUGGACGACCACAGCAGCCUGCAGAGUGUGGCCAGCGACGAAGGCUACUCCAGCUGCAGCAUCAAACUCGCCUUUUCCUCCUCCUCCUAGAAGGCCCCCCCGGCUCAGCCCCACACCUCCGACAACCCCGCCAGCGGGGCAGCCUUUGGAGGAGAGUCGCGUCCACAGCCCGGGGACGUCCAAGCCAAGCAGAACCCAUCCCCUACAUCGCGCAGCGUGACCACAACACAACCAGCUUCACACCCUCCUUUGACCAUCCCUGCUGAACCGGGCCUUUGUGACACCAACCAGUCGGAUUUUUGCAGCUUUGCCACCCUUCUUCAUUUUGUCUUUAAGCAGCGCAGGGGCAGUGGCAAGGAUUUUUUUUUAAGCAGCAGUUUGGGUUCUUUCAUUUUUCAAAUUCAUGAAUUAGUCUUUAGAGCUUAUGCAAAACAUCGUUUGCAUGUUUAUUUUUGAACCAUUUGGUUUAACUAUCAAUCUGAAAAAACUAAGAAAACAGUACAAUCUUCAGAAUUGUGCAUAUGUGGAAGAAAACCCCUCAUUUUCAUGUGAAAUGAGGCAUGAGAUUGUUUUUAAAAAAAAAUCUAGUUUAAUUUGAAUCAUGUUUCUGGAUUAAAACUUUCUUGGUAUGCAAGAAUUUGAAUCCAAAUGGGAUCUGAACUCGGUUUUUUGAGCCGGUCAUCAGCGCCACAUCCCGUUCUGCUGAAAAAGGAACCGAAAUUCGACACGUAGUUUGUGGGAACACGGCUCAGCUUUGCCAUGUCGACACACCUUGGCUCUUGAGCCUGGUUUCAUUAGUUAAAUCGGUGCUCGGAAGCGAGAGGAACCGGUGCUACGCGGAACACGCCCAGCCGAGCAGAUCGAGAAGCGUCUGGAGCGGCUGUUCUGCGACAUCUCAUCUGAGUCGAGAAGGAAGACAGAUACACACACACACUUCCCAUUAAAAUGGGUUGUUUGGUGCAUUGAAUUGCUGGAACCGGGUAACGCGGGUUCGAGCACGCAGCUACCAUAAGCAGAGCCAGUGCCACGAGACCUUGUCCAGCAGGCGUCCCUCCUAGCAGUGCGUCCGAAGCAAUAACACUUGUAGUCAUUUUGUCUUGACGACUUUGGCUCUUUUUCCCUUUACUAGAGGCACGCGGCUGUGUCCGUCCAUCCGUCCAACAGCAAAGUGAACUUGCUCGUUUUGUACAUACUUUAAAAAAAAAAAAAAAAAAUUUAAAAAAAAUUUAAAAAAUAGUUUAAUAAAUUUAAAAAAAGGAGAAAAAUCAGUAGUACCCAUGGAUAGAAGUGUUGCCUCUUUUGCCGUUUGUCUUGUUUGUGCAUUUUUAAAUUAUAUUUUUGGAAAGAUUUAUUCUCUUGAGAGUGACAGUCUGUGGCACGGGCAAUAUUUUACUUAGGUAAUUUUGCCGGUUGAAGCGUUCGUCAGUUACAGUCACACUUUCUGUAAUUGCCAUAAAGGAGGAGUAACGCCUCAGUCGAAGACGUAGCACGAGGAAGAAAAUGCUAGAAAAGGACUUUUAUUGAUCACUGCAGAAUUUGAGUGGCACUCGUAUUUAUUACACUUUUUUGUUUGCUUUCAUUUCCAAGAGGAGAAGCAUUCCACUAGUUGUACCUUGCAGCUUGAGGUUUCCCAAAAUGCACUCGUGGCUUUCCUUACUUCCCCUCCCCUCCUUUGAGUUCAACGUGCAGCCGAUGCGUUCUGUCGUGUGUGGAAGAGACUUCACCAGAUUUGGGGUUUUUUUAAUGAGAAUUUUUUUAAAUGAGUAUUUAUUUAACUCAUACCCCUUUACAGAGCAUUGCUCAAAACAGAUUAACUUAUUUUCCUGUUUGUUUUCAUUUGUCCGUAACACUUAAUUUUCACUGUUAAUGAAUUGGAAUAAUGUAGGCAUUUUUUUUUUCCUCCUAUAAUAAUGUGUUGCUGAUGUGACAGACCUUUGAAAUGUCUCCCCAAGCGAAUCUCACAGCCGCCCUUUCGGACAGGCCUCAUUUCGGGCCGUGACUGAGCACAGAUGGGUGGGAUCGUUGGCGGACUCUUCUAGAACAAUGGGCCUCCACUAACUCGUGGAAACCGACCGUCGUCCUGCUCAGGGUGCAGGAGUUACAUGAUCCCUCAUCAACACAGUAAGACGAGAGACUUUGGUGCCCUGUUGCGAUGAUUACCUUGAAAACAUCUCUUUGGACUGUUACGAUUAUUGAUUUUGAUUGGAAAUAAUUUUCCAUGUUGAAUGAAGCUUUUUUUGAUAGUAACCCAAAUUAUUAUUAUUUGUUAUUUAGCUGAUGCCUUUGUCCAAGGUGACUUAAAAGGACAGUGCUAUAGUGUGCUCAGGCCUCUUCCCACACAGUCCAUUGUUUUUGGGCAGAUUUCCUUUGUUUCCCAUGUAUAAUUUGUCAUUUGGAAUUUUAUUUUUUCUUUUAUCAAAUGCACUAUGAGAACAACCUGUUUUAAAGAAGCGUUGUUCUGAUGGUUCCCUCAGCACCGUGUCUAUGUCUUGGAGCCUCCUCGGCCCAGUAUCAGUUACCGUGUUACUGUGGCAUGAGCUUUGGGAUAUAGACGCUGGCAGAGGAGGUUGGGUCGCUGAAAUAAAUCUUUUCCACUCCUGACUCCUCUCUCUGCUCUCCUUGUCGCUCGCAUAUCGGCAGCUCCACUUCUCCUGCGCCGUUGCUCCGCAAACCUAACGGCACUCAGAAUUACUCCUUCGUACUUCCGUCCAUGCAUUUAAGUUGCGGUACAAAAUGAAAAUGCGGAAGUAUUUUCAGUGUAGUCUGCUGCGUUUCCAGGACUGUACACUGCUAAUAUCUUCCAGCAUGUUGUCAUGGGACAUUCAUGGGCUGAGCACCCCGGGCCG
Molecule: messenger RNA, 3690 nt
Organism: Scleropages formosus (Asian bonytongue)
Lineage: Eukaryota; Metazoa; Chordata; Actinopteri; Osteoglossiformes; Osteoglossidae
Gene: mxi1
Product: max interactor 1, dimerization protein
Exons: 6
Coding region: 113-934 (273 amino acids)
Biological process (GO): regulation of transcription by RNA polymerase II
Molecular function (GO): RNA polymerase II cis-regulatory region sequence-specific DNA binding; protein dimerization activity; DNA-binding transcription factor activity, RNA polymerase II-specific
Source: RefSeq, a predicted model, not a curated record